CCGAUCCCAAUACAAUAUUAGCAAUUAAAAGUGCUCUAACCGGAGUGCAAAAGUGCAAUUUGCCGUAAUCAAGCCGAUUAAUAUUGAAACGAAGCGGCUUGCAGUUGCGCGUGUUGCGCCCGCAAAAACCGAAGAACACCAUCACUACGGCGUGCUUAUCCGAAUCCGAAACGCUUCGAAAUGAACAACCAACUAAACCCGGCCACCUACCGCAAGUUUAACAAUCUGCUCAGCAGCGGAGCGGUCACUGUGACCGGUCCAAGCCAGCCGCGAAUCCUCAAGACGACGCGGUUAGUGGUACCCGGUGGAGGUUCCUCCGCUGGAGUUACCGGGGCCUCAUCCGGCGGCAUUGUCCAACAGCAGGCGGUCAGCGAUGCGGAUGCGGGUAGCCUAGGUGUUGGCGGUUUGGCCACGAGAUGCUACAUCUGCGAUGACCGCUGCGAGCCGCAGACUUCCUUAACCGACAUGAGCACAACCCACACGUCCACUAAGUUUCCCAACAAACUGGCCCAACUUGUGGGCGAGGGUUUCCUUGUUAUCGUCUGCGGUGAUGAUUACGUGUGUUCACGGUGUACCAACCUGGUGAAUUACUAUGACCGCCUGGAGAACGAUGUGGAGCGCGUCAAGACGAACCUCAUCAGUCUGCUGAAUAAGAAGUAUGCAAUUAAUGAGGACGCUGGCCUUGACGGCAGUCCUCCGCUUAAGAUGCAAAAAAUGGUUACUGGUGCAAAUCGUUCGCUUGAGGAGAGUUCUAGUGGCGAUUUACUGCGUCCACGGAAGGUUUUACAGGGAAACCCAGUGGGUCAGCAAAAACUCGCCCAAGGAACCACUCAGAGCACCGUUCAAGGCACUCAGACAGUCCAACGCAAGGCCACCAAGAUCUAUAAGUGCACAUCGUGCGACUACAAGACCUCGGACAUGCGGCUGUUCAAUACGCAUUUCGAGACCUGCAAGCAGCAGACCUUCCAGUGCAAGACCUGUCGAAAGAUCUUCCCGCACUUCGGGGCCAUGAAGCAGCACAUGGUGCGCGACCAUAACACAGCCAUGGACAAUACUUGUGCCAUGUGUCACAUUAACUUUGUCAAUGAGACCAGUCUGCGGAAGCACAUGGAGACGAAUCACGCCACUAAUGUACUGGUGACCAGUACCACCACUAUACCGGCAGCUGCUGCUCCGGUGGCUGCCGCUGCGGCCGCUGCUGCUGCCGCCGCCAAUGAGAAUCUUACCGUUGGAGCCUCGCUUUACACAUGCAACCAUUGUCAGUUUAAGUCCACGGAUAAGGGCGUCUUCGAUGAGCAUAUGCGCAAGCAUUCCGCUGGCAAACCUAAGCCUUUCAAGUGCCGUCUGUGCUCGCAGCGUUUCGAGACUCGUGAAGCUGCCACCGUGCAUGCCAAACAGCAUCAGACUAACUUCUUCAAAUGCGGGACGUGCUCGAUGACCUUCUCUAAGCGAGAGUUGCUUGUCAAGCACUUCGAAGUGCAUCAAAAUCCGACCACAGCGGCGGUAUCACCCAAGCAGCCGGUCAAUCAGAAUCUAAAUACCCAGAAGCUUCUCCAGGAGACAAUUGAUGAGGCGCUUAGCGACAGCGUGCCUGCUCAAGCUGCUGCAGCUACUGUGGUGGCCACUACUGAAGCGGAAAACAACAUUCGCUUCUUUUCGUGUAGCAUUUGCUCAUUGACCUUCAUCCAGGAGACGUACUACAACCACCACAUGGAGACCCACAGGCGUGACAAAAAGGGAGCUUCGGCCGGAGCCACAGCCUUAAAUUCGGCAGCCACUGCUUUAUUGAGUGACGAACCUGGAGAUGCAUCUGGAAAACCUGGAGACGAGGGCAGUGAGCAAAAUGCGGAGGCCGAUAUUGAGAGCCUGUUUGAGAAACUCCACUCCGAAAAGAACGAGAGUGGCGAGGCGCCUAAGCCGGGCAGCAAAGGCGGUAUGGUCAUAACCUCGCAGGAGGGCAGCGGUGGAAUAACCUUUAACAUUACGAUUCCGCAACCGGACGGUGACCAAUCGCAAAAGGAUUCACCCAAUGCCACAGCACCAGUUUCCGUUAGCAUGGACAUGCCAAAUCUGGAUCAAGCCGAAGACGAAUCCCAGUCUCAGGGUAGUAUCGACCCCAAGGGAGAAAGCGGCGAGGCCUCCUCCGCUGAUAGCAAAUCCAAUGCCGCCCCUGUGUCCAUGCCCAGUUUAGAUGAUGACAAUGAGGCUGCAGCUGCCGAAGCUGAGGCCGCAGAGGAAACCAAGGGAACCAGCAAAGCAGGCCAAGAUAAAUCCAAGGCCAAGACCGGGGAGAGUACCAAGGCGAAGGAGGUUGUUGCUGUAGAGGAACCACAGCCAUCAGACGAAGCAGAGGCCGCUUCAAAGCGUGAUGCUACUGAUACUCCAACAACCGAAUCGGAAGCCGUUGCAGCAGCCGCCGAAGGCGUAGAAUCUGGUGAAGGAGAGGUGACUGCCGGUACUGGAGCCGAGGCUGAGGCUGGAGAGGGUGCCGGUGGUGAGCAUGUGGCCAUGGAAUUGGACGAAGCCAUGCAGGCACAGGUUGAUGGUGGCCAGAUCAAGUUUAUUGUAAACGAAAACGGUCAUCUCCUCCAGCUGGACAAUCACAUCCUAACCGACGCCGAAGGCAAUCAGAUAAUUGUACAAGAUCCCGAGCAGAUCCAGCAGCUGCUGCAAAGCGUUGGAGUCUUGCAGUCGGGCGAAGGUCUCGAGGGCGAAACCCUUCAGAUGAUGACCGAUGGCAGUGGUCAGAUGGUGCUUGUCCAUGGUGACAACAAUGAGCAGCAGCUGAUCGAUGCCUCCCUUCUGAACUCCGAGGGGCAAUUGAUUAUCCAGCAAGGACAGGAUGGCGAAGAGGGAGCUCAUGUCAUAAGCGAGGAUGGCACACGUAUCCCAGUGUCCGUCUCGUACACAGAAGAUGGCCAGCCCAUCGUCCAGGUUCAACAGCAAGUCUUGGAGGCUGCUCAGCAGGCGGCUGCCAGUGCCUCCGGCAGUGCCGAUGAAAAGGAGGUAUCUGCCGCUUCGGCCGGUGAAGAAGUGCAAGUAUCAGAGGCAUCCAGUGCCACGGCAUCUACCACCGUUGUGGCCACCAGCACGGCAAGUAGCAGUGGUGGUGCCUCCGGUGGCAGUUUCUUUGCCCUGGAGGAGUUUACGGAGACGAAGGCCGACUAGGAUUGGCCCUAGGGGCGGGGAAGUGACCAUUAUACCAUACUGGCAUGCGAAGAGGACUGGUUUUAGUUGUGGGCGUGCUCAAGAUCUCUGGAGGACUUUUGCACACCCCGAAUUGCAACCAAUACACGGGACACACCCAAAACCGAAACCUAACUUGACAAACAACUGAACACGAAGACAGACAGAGAUAAACAAACACACACACAUGAACCUAUUCAAUAUAUAAUUACAUUUAGUAUAUGUAUUUUACACUCCAGUAAACUAAACAAUGGAUUUCUUAUUCACGAACCAAAAGUCAAAAGUAAUUUAAUCAAUCAAAUUGUUCAUUCGGUCCGUUUCGCACUCGGCUGCAAGGGAUCUCAAUCCAGAUCGCUCUGGCUGCCAAUUAAAAUCAUGUCUAGGUUUAGUAAUAGUAUAGCAAGAUGAAAGCGACAACAAAAAUUGUAUAAACAUAGAGUUUAUGUGAAAUACUUGGAUUAUGUUUAAAAAUAUGUAUUUACACGCAAACACAACAUUAACACUAAAUAAAAUCGAUUUAAAGACAAAAUGGAUAAUACUGGAGGAUCAGUAAUCGAUAAAAUUGUAAUAUUACCCACUCUGUUUAACCCCCCCAGUUCCAAGCCACACAGAAACAACAGAUACACGCCACAAAACACGCCCAGAAAUCUACAUAUACGAGUAUAUAUGUCAAGCAACUUGAAAUAUAUUAUUGUAAAGUAACGAA
Molecule: messenger RNA, 3892 nt
Organism: Drosophila eugracilis
Lineage: Eukaryota; Metazoa; Arthropoda; Insecta; Diptera; Drosophilidae
Exons: 3
Coding region: 181-3168 (995 amino acids)
Biological process (GO): regulation of transcription by RNA polymerase II
Cellular component (GO): nucleus
Molecular function (GO): RNA polymerase II transcription regulatory region sequence-specific DNA binding; DNA-binding transcription factor activity, RNA polymerase II-specific
Source: RefSeq, a predicted model, not a curated record